This is a messenger RNA of Rana temporaria (common frog), 2562 nucleotides long. It is a transcript of the gene GYS2, whose product is annotated as glycogen synthase 2. Gene Ontology annotation, biological process: glycogen biosynthetic process. The record is from RefSeq and is a predicted model, not a curated record. Bases 239 to 2359 code for a protein of 706 amino acids. Gene Ontology annotation, cellular component: cytoplasm. NCBI's taxonomy places the organism in Eukaryota, Metazoa, Chordata, Amphibia, Anura, Ranidae. The transcript has 16 exons. Gene Ontology annotation, molecular function: alpha-1,4-glucan glucosyltransferase (UDP-glucose donor) activity.
AUUUGCGUUCUGCCUGUCGGGUGACCUCUGAUCAGUCGGGAUCUGUCCACUUAACAAGUCAGAGAGGGAUUUGACUGAGUGUGUAAUGCUUUGUGUCAGGUAGUGGAGCCAUAAGCUUGGGAUUAUCCCAUAAAGAGGGCCUGUCUCCAUCCUCUUAUGUCUUAGCGAGGCCAGAAUACGGGAGAGAGACAACAGUCGCAUCAACAUAGGGAAUAUUUAGGCUGUGGAUUGUGCUGCCAUGCCUCUGAGCAGAUCCCUGUCUGUCACUUCUCUCAAUGGCCUUCCACAGUGGGAUGAAGAGGACCUGCCUAUUGAGGAUCUGCUCCUCUUUGAGAUCUCAUGGGAAGUCACCAAUAAAGUUGGAGGAAUCUACACAGUGAUCCAGUCUAAAGCCAAGAUUACUUCAGACGAAUGGGGGGAGAACUACUUCAUGAUGGGUCCAUAUUACGAUCACAAUGUCAAGACGCAGGUGGAGCUCUGUGACCCCCCCAUGGCGGCCAUCAGGAAAGCAAUGGACGCACUGCAGGCUCAGGGCUGCCAGGUGUAUUUUGGCCGCUGGCUCAUAGAAGGGAGCCCGUACACUGUGCUGUUUGAUAUCGGUUCAGCUGCCUGGAAUUUGGACCGUUGGAAAGGGGAUUUCUGGGAGGCAUGCAAUGUAGGAAUUCCUUUCCAUGACCGCGAGGCCAAUGAUGCCUUAAUAUUUGGGUCCCUGGUGGCGUGGUUCUUGAAAGAGCUGACGGAUCAGUUCCAGGACAACCCCAACAUUAUUGCUCAUUUCCACGAGUGGCAGGCCGGAGCUGGAUUGAUUCUUUGUAGAAAUCGGAAGCUUCCUGUUGCCACAAUCUUUACCACCCAUGCCACCCUUCUGGGCAGAUACCUUUGUGCUGCCAAUGUGGACUUUUAUAACCGGCUGGACCAGUUCGAUAUUGAUAAGGAGGCCGGAGAGCGGCAGAUCUAUCACCGUUACUGCAUGGAGCGUGCAUCCGUCCACUGCGCUCACGUCUUCAGCACAGUAUCACAGAUCACUGGUAUUGAGGCUGAACAUAUGCUGAAGAGGAAAACCGAUGUCAUUACUCCAAAUGGAUUAAACAUAAAGAAGUUUUCCGCCAUGCAUGAAUUCCAGAACCUUCAUGCCAUGUACAAGUUUCGCAUCAAGGAAUUCAUCCGCGGCCACUUCUAUGGACAUCUGGAUUUCAAUCUGGAGAAGACUCUCUUCUUCUUCAUUGCCGGUCGAUAUGAAUACACCAACAAAGGGGCAGACAUCUUCUUGGAGGCUCUUUCCAGGCUCAACUUCCUUCUGCGGGUUCAUCGGAGUGAUGUGACUGUUGUGGUGUUUUUUAUAAUGCCAACAAAGACAAAUAAUUACAAUGUGGAGACACUGAAAGGCCAGGCAGUGAGGAAACAGCUCUGGGACACAGCUCAGGCAGUGAAGGAGAAGUUUGGAAAGAAACUGUAUGCAGCAUUGCUGAAAGGAGAAAUUCCUGAUCUGAGCAAGAUCCUGGACAGAGAUGACCUGACCAUCAUGAAGCGGGCGAUAUACUCCACACAGCGCAAUUCGCUGCCCCCCAUAACGACACACAAUAUGGUGGAUGACUCGACAGACCCGAUCCUUAACACUGUUAGAAGACUUGGUUUGUUUAACAGUCGGACGGAUAGAGUGAAGGUCAUUGUGCACCCAGAAUUCCUCUCUUCCACCAGCCCGCUCCUACCAAUGGACUAUGAGGAGUUUGUCCGAGGGUGUCAUCUGGGGGUCUUCCCAUCCUAUUAUGAGCCCUGGGGAUAUACACCUGCGGAGUGUACGGUGAUGGGUAUUCCUAGCGUCACAACCAACCUAUCCGGAUUUGGCUCUUUCAUGCAGGAGCACGUUGCUGACCCGGCUGCUUAUGGGAUUUACAUUGUGGAUCGGAGGUUCCGCUCACCUGAUGAAUCGUGUAACCAGCUGACCCAGUUCUUGUACACCUUCUGCCAACAAUCCCGACGCCAGAGAAUAAUCCAGAGAAACCGAACAGAACGAUUGUCAGAUCUUCUAGACUGGAGAUAUCUGGGCCGGUUCUACAUGCAUGCACGCCACCUGGCUCUCUGCCGAAUGUUUCCAGACAAGUUUGAGAUGGAGCCUAGCGCACCGCCAAAGACGGAGGGAUUCCGCUUCCCCAGACCUUCGUCAGUUCCCCCCUCACCAGCCACCUCCCGGCCGUCCAGUCCUCAUUCUAGUAAUGAUGAGGAUGAAGAAGAGAAUGAGGAUGUGAGAUAUGAUGAGGAUGAAGAAGCAGAGAGGGAUCGUCAGAACAUUAAGUCGUCACUUGGUGUGGGCCCGGUGCCUCGCGGGAGGAAGAAGCAGCACGGCGAGUACAGGAAUUGAAAUAUCACACAGCAAGAAGCAGAUAUCUGCCUAUACCUGUGCAAAUGGGAGGGCCUGCAACAUGGUGGCACACAAUAUACAGCGCCCCCCAGUGGCUGGGCAGAGAUCAGUCGUUUUGUGAUUUCUGUAGUGUAGAUGUGUAAUGUGUAGGGUGACUUCUUUCAUGAUUGUAUAUUUGUAGUAAAUAGAUAUUCCUGCGUUCA